Molecule: messenger RNA, 5486 nt
Organism: Sphaeramia orbicularis (orbiculate cardinalfish)
Lineage: Eukaryota; Metazoa; Chordata; Actinopteri; Kurtiformes; Apogonidae
Gene: usp43b
Product: ubiquitin specific peptidase 43b
Exons: 16
Coding region: 171-3929 (1252 amino acids)
Biological process (GO): protein deubiquitination
Molecular function (GO): cysteine-type deubiquitinase activity
Source: RefSeq, a predicted model, not a curated record
UGCAGCUGGACGGCGGAGCGGGUCACGGUGCACCGGGGAUGACCAGAUGCUGCUCGUGACAGCGGUGUCGGAGCAAGAAUGAACGCCUUCAGUAAGUGUGGAGAUGUACGUGGAAGGUCUGUGGUCUGCGCGGGGUGGAACAAUGCGCUGUUGUGCAUCCUGGCUCCGCGAUGGUGUCACCUCUGCGCGCUUUUCCCUCUGGUAUCACAGGGGGCACUGGCACAGGAGUGACACGGAAUUUACACGCGUGCGGGUAUCAGAAUAAACGUGGAAUUAGAGGAAACACUGUCAUGGAGAAACAGAGUAAAAUGAAGGAGGAAAUGCUGACGAAGCGCAAAGAGAAGAAACCCAAACCUGGGAAGCUUUUCCGAAAGAAAUCGUUGAAGUCUGUGGGGAGUUUUAUGAACAGAAUCAUCAAGACUUUAGGCACUUUCACCCACUUUGGUGACGGGGACACGCAGGACGCGGAGGAUGACGACGGUGGGUUUGGGAAUGGCGCACCUUGCACCCUCAGCGCCAACUCAGGUAUUAUCAAAGAGGACGCACAGGUGUCAUGGGACCGGCUGGUCCAAAACACCUCCAGCACGUCCUCCUCCAUCUGCACCGGCAGAGAGAAACUCCUCUACCAAUACGGGGACAAGAUCCCCGGGGUCCUGGGGCUGAAGAACCACGGGAACACCUGCUUCAUGAACGCCGUGGUCCAGUGUCUGAGCAACACGGACCUCCUGGCAGAGUACCUGGGUCUGGAGCGGUACAAGCUGGACCUGAGUCAGGGCGGGAUAAACGGGCUCUUGAAAACGGAUGACACCAGGCUGGCCAAGGGAGAAGUCACAGACAAGUUGGCAUCUCUAGUCAGGGCUCUGUGGACUCUGGAGUACACGCCACAGCUGUCCGUGGACUUCAAGACUAUAGUAUCCAAAUAUGGAUCCCAGUUUCGAGGUAAUUCCCAACAUGAUGCCUUGGAGUUCCUCCUGUGGCUGCUGGACCGUGUCCAUGAAGAUGUCAAUCUGGCCUCCCACAACAACAACAACAAGAUCAAAGCGCCUGGAAAGGGCCCAGGUGGAACUGAGGAGAUGCUGCCUCCUGACCCGUCCCAGUCCCAGUCCCAGUCCCAGUCCCAGCAGCCCAGUCUGCAACACAGCUUUGUUCAGGAGCAUUUCCAGGCGCAGUACAAAUCAUCCCUGACGUGUCCUCACUGUCUGAAACAGAGCAACACCUUUGACCCGUUCCUCUGCAUCUCACUGCCCAUUCCUCUUCGACAGACGAGGCCGCUGUGUGUGACUCUGGUGUUCAGCACUAAAGGACAGCGGUACCUUCGGGUCGGCCUGGCCGUGCCUCUCUUCGGUUCUGUGGCCUGUCUUAGGAGGAUGGUGGCUGACGAGGGGAAACUCUCCCCAGACCAGGUGAUCCUGACAGAGGUCUACUCCACAGGGUUCCAACGCUCCUUCUUUGAUGAGGAGGAUCUAACCAGCAUAGCUGAGAAUGAUGUCAUCUACGCUUUCCAGGCUCCUCCUCUCUACAUCAGAGGAGGCUCUGCACGGAUCUCAGGGUACCAUCACAGUUUGCCGUCGUCCCCGUACUCCACCGGUCCCGAGGGUCAGAGGUUACCAUCACAUGGGGCGCUGUCGUCAGAGUUCCUCAACCAGGGCCUCCCGGUUAAGAUUCUCCUGCUUGUGUGUAACGCUGCAGGGUCAGGCCAACAAGUAGUGAGGUUUGGACCUCCAUUCCUAAUGAGGGAGGAUCGGUCUAUUUCCUGGGACCAGCUGCAGCAGAGCAUCCUCAGCAAGCUUUAUUACCUGAUGAUCAAUGGAGCCCCGGCGCAGAACACCCGAGUGCUGUUUAACAUCCGUGUGGUGGGAGGAUCUGCAUUUUACAGCUACUUGUCACCGCAGGAUGGCCGGCCACUCUACCACCCUGCUGUCGACAGGGCUCUGAAGUUGUGCUGUCUAGGAGGUCCUCCACAUGUGAAGCUCAUCAUCGAGUGGGAGCACAGAAUUAAAGACUGUCUGUUUGGUAAUAUUCAGGAGGAGGUGGUGAAGGAUGCAGAGAGUGUGAGGAAUCAGCAGCAGCAGCAUGUCCAGCAGUACAGCUGCACCCUGGACGAGUGCUUCCAGCUCUACACCAAAGAGGAACAGCUCGCUCCAGAUGAUGCGUGGAAGUGCCCCCACUGUAAGCAGCUGCAGCAGGGCAUGGUGAAGAUGAGCCUGUGGACCCUCCCGGACAUCCUCAUCCUUCACCUGAAGCGCUUCAGGCAGGUGGGAGAGAGGAGGAACAAGCUCACCACGUUUGUACAUUUCCCCCUGGCGGGCCUCGACAUGACGCCACAUAUGGUGAACCGCAACCACGUUACCCAUCAGUACCCACUCCAGCCAGGGUGGAAACCGCCCAGGCGCCCACCAGACCUUGCUCCUCCUGACUUCCUGUAUGAUUUGUACGCUGUGUGCAACCACCAUGGAGGGAUGCACGGUGGACAUUACACAGCCUUUUGUAGGAACUCAGUGGAUGGCCAGUGGUACAGCUAUGAUGACAGCAGCGCUGAGCCUGUUCCAGAGGGGGAGGUGUGCACACGUGGAGCUUACAUCCUCUUCUAUCAGAGAAGAAACACCAUCCCCCCCUGGUCUGCCAGUUCUUCAGUCACCGGCUCCACCAGCUCAUCCACCUCUGACCACUGGUUGGUUCGGCUGACAGGGGGCAGUAAAAGAGAUAGUUUGGUGUCUGGAGGACCCAACCCCGGACCCCCAGGGACCACACAAACCCCAGAGUCGCCUGAGCUGCCAGUGUUUGGGGAUGAACCCACCAGAUGUGCAGACACAAAUGGGUUUGAUGCCAAACCGUUUGUUCGUGGAACCCAAGGCAGGAGUGUAAGUAUGAGAUCACCCACUAAACCCAAGGAAACUCUGAGCAAAGUUCUUCCUCUGCGGUGGUCCUUCGGCUCCAAGGACCGCAUGAAGAGCACAGUCCACACCCAGUCAGGAGAGCUGGUGGAGUACCUGGAGUCUGGACGCCGCCCAAGAUGUACCAAAGACCCAAUCAUAACGCUGGUGGCCACUCCACCACAGAGGACAGCCCAUGGAAGGGCCUUUGAAGCAGCACAUGACUGCAGCUCGCCCAGUGGCAGCAGCAUCAGCUGCACCGACAGGCCCAGCUCUGACACCUGUUACUCCCCCAAAAUCCCAGAAGGACAGAGCAGACCGUGUGAAGAAAGAAGCAACAGCAACAUCAAAUUAAGGGAUGAUGGUUCCCUGAGGCAGAGGUCAGUGAAAAGAGCACGACAGGACCAGGGCAGGACCCUGGACUUCCAGUUUCAGAGAGGCCUCAUUCUGGGGGGUCAUAUCAGCCACAGUGCCCCCCCAAGCAGAGACUCCACCCUCAGAAGAACCAAGGUUCAGACUAUGGCCACCUCCAGACCACACAAAGACCUGCUACAGAUUCAGUCUGAUGACCGGAGUGGGCAAAAGGGACAAGAAGGCCGGAGCCAUGACAGCCUUUUGUCAUUUUUCAAACCAGGCUUCAUGAAGAAAGACAUCCCUCGGUCACCAGUCAAAGGACAAGAACGGCGAAUGAAUGGCUACGGACAACUGGGGAAACUGGCAAGCAGUAAUUUGGCCAAGCUCUCUCUGUCCAAUGGAACGUUGACAGCAGACGACAGAAAAACAACAAAUAUCAUCCCUAACUGUGACAACCACAACUGCAAAGUGCAACUGGCCAAUGGAAAGGCUGCCCACCAUGACCCUGUGGACAUUAAGCGCGCUCACAGCUCCAGCAACAUCCAGACUAAGCUGGACUUGACAUUUCGCAGAUGUGCUUCCCUGCAGAGGAACGGAGAGGUAGUGGCUCCUCCAGCUCAUCGCAUGCUGCUCAGCGACAAGCCCAGCUACGCCACUCUGCAGAGGACACGAUACAGCACCACCUCCCUGGUGCCUCUGUGAGAGCCCACAGUGACUGUUAAACCCCAGGACCUGUCCUGUUUUCUACCCACUGCAGCCAGAGGAACAGCAGAAGGAAACGCAGCUGGAAAUCCAGUUGAACUCAUCUCUCUUCUUCUUAGUACUGUUCUAAGUUCUUACCUGUGUGUGUCUUAAACUAAAUCUAUGCAGAGCUGAGUAACUGAGGACGGACGCUACAUGCAACAGUGUGAUUUUCCAAAUCAUUUUGUUGUUUCUGCUGUUGUCACAUUUGUGAGUGUAAAGGUCAGAGCUGAAGUCUUGCCCAUUAUUUGGUAGAUUUUCAUACCUAUUUAUUUUAGAGCAAAAAAAUCUCUUAGGCAUACACUGUAGAAUGAGCUCAAACACGUGGAUCAGAUCUGAACACCUAUGUGGGUGUCAACACUGUACAUCAUUCACUUUCCCAUAUAAUUGCACUUGUCAUAUGUUAAUGCAUUACCACAGCUUCUAUAUUGAGUUACAUUUCUAGUCAGCGACAAAAUUAAGCUGUAUUCGGUGAGUUUGGUACUAAUAGGUUUUACAAAACAGGAAAAAUUUGCGCUUCCAGCUGUUAUCGGAUGUAGUUCAGAUCCCACACACCAGCAGCUCAGCAUCACUACUUAUCGAUCACAUUAUCAUAGUAAUGUUUCAGCCCCAGCCAACGGAAUGUGAAAGGAAUCGUUGUUCAGUUCUGAAAUAUCCAAAAUGGAAAAUGCUCACAUUGAACUGUGAUUGCUGUAUCGCCUCCAAAUUACUUGUAACCGCUGUUUUUGUCCAUGUUUGUUUCACAGUGGUGUGUAUUCUGACCUGCAAAAAAGCACAGUGUGAUUUUUGCAUAAUUUGACAUUUUACUUACAAAUCCCAACAUUCUUAGGUCUGGAGGUGAGUAAAAAGCUCAUUUUGACACCUUUUUUCAUGUAUUGUUUUUAACAAACUAUUCGCUCCAUGAGCAUAUACAACUGAUUUCUCUCCGUAGCUGCAGCACUGAUGUGAAUUUGUUACGGUAUUCGAGCUUUUGCAUCUAAAAAACAAUGCCAAGAGGCAACUGUUUUACAGUCAAUGUUCAGCUGCAUAUUUUCCAUGUUGAGUUCACCGUCUUAAUCACCACAUUUGUGUCCCACCAUGUCUGCUUUUACUGCUGGAGGAUGAAGAUGAGCAAUAUUUAAGAAGGUGUGAAGAAUUUCAAGCGUCUUAAUUUCCCUCUGAUGAUUUAUGUUUGUUUUUCAGAGUGUUUUAGAUACUCUUUUGUUAAUUUAUGUACUGCAGAUUUAUCACAGGUGAAAUUUAGGGAAUGUAAGUCAUUCUGAAUGCAAACUGAUUGGUUACCACUGUAUCUGCUCAUUUACCUAUUGUUUUUAACACAGCGUUUAACUACACUUUAUAGCCAAAAGGAAAUGAAAAGUGAAGGAACCUGUCUGAUAUAUUAUUUGGGAAAUAUAACUAGAAUAUAUUUUAUAAUUAACUUUUUUAAAAGUCUACAUUUUGUACCUGAUGUGUAAUUAUGUAAUUUAAGUAUCAAAUUAGAACAUUAUAAACUGUAUGUUGGAGGUUACUGUAAAUAAA